This is a messenger RNA of Otolemur garnettii (small-eared galago), 955 nucleotides long. It is a transcript of the gene SLAMF9, whose product is annotated as SLAM family member 9. Gene Ontology annotation, cellular component: external side of plasma membrane. Gene Ontology annotation, biological process: T cell activation. Lineage: Eukaryota; Metazoa; Chordata; Mammalia; Primates; Galagidae. The record is from RefSeq and is a predicted model, not a curated record.
AUGGUGGCUCUCCCCUGCCUGUUCUUUCUCCUGCUGCUCCAGGAGGGCAGCCAAAGGGGACUCUGGGGAUGGUGAGGAUCUCAAGAAGUGGUUGCGGUCCUUCAGGAGUCCAUUUAUCUCCCCCUGGAAAUUCCACCUGAGGAGGAGGUCGCGGACAUCAUCUGGUCCUCCCACAAGAGGCUUGCAACUGUGGUGCCAGGAGAGGGGCAUCCUGCUGCCAUCACGGUGACUGACCCACACUACCAGGGCCGGGUGAGCUUCCUGGAGCCCAGCUUCUCCUUGCACAUCAGCAAUCUGAGCUGGGUGGACUCGGGGCUUUACCAAGCACAAGUCAACCUGAGCACGUCCCAGAUCUCUGACUUGCAGCUCUUCAAUCUACGAGUUUACCGAAGGCUGUCGGAGCCCCAAAUUGCCGUGAGCUUUAAGAUCUCUGCAGAACGUGCCUGUAAUGUGUCCCUGACGUGCUCUGUGGAGAAGGCAGGCAUGGAUGUUACCUACAGCUGGCUCCCCUGGGGGGACAAUGCUGGCACAGUUCAUGAAGGCCCUGUCCUCAGCACAUCCUGGAGGCCUGGGGACAGUGCCCUCUCCUACACCUGCCGGGCCAGCAACCCCGUCAGCAGCAUCAGUUCUCGCCUCACCCGUGCUGGGUCCUUCUGUGCAGAUCCCGAAUAUCCUUCUGAGAAGCCCUCAACAGCCUUCUGCCUCCUGGCCAAGGGCUUGCUCUUCCUCUCACUCUUGGUAAUCCUGGCUGUGGGGCUCUGGGUCGCCCGAGUCCCAAUAAGACACAAAAUGUCAAGAAAGAAGAAACUCAGGAGAAACAGAAUGAAACUAAGGAAGAAGGGGCAGCCUGGCCCCAGCCCUGUCUGACUGCUCCUUGGGGACCCCUGAGUCAAGUCCUGGGCCUUGGCUCAUCUCAGACCCCAGUGGAUCCUUCCUGGCUCUCCUCCAUGGUUGG